AUGUGGCAGACAGAUCGGCCUGGAGCCCCGUCCCCCAAGUCUGAUUUAGACCAGAUCCAGAUCGAGAUCGAGAUCAGAGCUCUGCCAUUUGGACGGACUCUUCGCAGCAAGUUCACCAAUGUGAGUGCGGAGUGCAGCGAUGAGUUCUGCUCGGGCAUCCGGGGAUGGCUGACCCCCAGAGGUGAGCUCAACCUGGACAUCCACCUGAACCGCACCUUGAGGAACGGGCUGAGGACCACCAUUAGUCUGCUCCAGCUGCUGGACGGCAGAAGUCGGUACCAGAUGCUCUUCAGCUACGACAUGGACACCUGCAAGACCCUGCGGGAACUCCUGCAGGCCAGCUUGAUGAAGGUCUGGCUGCGGAACGUGUUCAAGUACGGCAGCCUGGCCGACCGCUGUCCCAUCCAGCCAGCCUUCUACAACGUGCGCAACUUUCGGCUGGAGAACCACAGCAUUCCGGGUUACUUGCCCGCGGGAUUCUACCGCCUGAACGACACAAAUUACUAUGGGAAGCCCAAGGGCAGGCUGCGUCGUUCGGUGGCCACUUUCUUGCUGGAUAUAAAGUUCUAUUAA
Drosophila ficusphila is the source of this 573-nucleotide messenger RNA. RefSeq lists its product as uncharacterized. The record is from RefSeq and is a predicted model, not a curated record. NCBI's taxonomy places the organism in Eukaryota, Metazoa, Arthropoda, Insecta, Diptera, Drosophilidae.